Molecule: messenger RNA, 1478 nt
Organism: Pogona vitticeps (central bearded dragon)
Lineage: Eukaryota; Metazoa; Chordata; Lepidosauria; Squamata; Agamidae
Source: RefSeq, a predicted model, not a curated record
AUGAAUGAUGGUUUUCUCAAGGCAUUGCUGGUGCAUUCUGGGAACUGUGGCUCUCCGCUUUCUUCUUCCUCUUUCCUAGUGCAUGCCGGGAUUUGGAGUUCGUGCGUCCUGCCCAAGUGCCUGCCGGGAAGAGUAGUCUCCCCACCUCUGCACAGUCAGCCUGGCCACCAAAACAACCGUUUCGGGGCCAGUCAUGGUGGGGAGUUUUCCUUCCUGGAGUUUUUCCAGCGUCUCCUGGGGCUGAUUUCUCGGAGCAGGACUUUCCGGGCUUCUGUAGAUGUAAUGUCUGGAAGCUCAGGACGGCAUGAGGCAUCUGGGAUUUAUCACGAGAGGCAACGCCUUGAACUGUGCGCUGUCCAUGCCCUCAACAACGUUCUGCAGGAACGGAUUUUCACCCAAGAGGUGGCUGAUGAGAUCUGCAAGAGGCUGGCCCCUGACACCAGGUGGAACCCCCACCGCAGCUUCCUGGGAACAGGUAACUACGAUGUCAACGUCAUCAUGGCAGCUCUCCAGAGUGUCGGGUUGGAGGCCAUCUGGUGGGACAAGCGCAGACCCUUAGAACAGCUGUCCCUGGCAGGGGUACUCGGAUUCAUCAUCAAUGUCCCCUCCAAUGUUUGUCUGGGCCUCCUCUCCCUUCCUGUGAGGCGACGCCACUGGAUCGCAGUGCGUCAGCUUGAUGGCAUCUACUACAACCUCGACUCCAAACUGAAGGCGCCUGCUCCGAUCGGUGGCGAAGCUGACCUCAGGGUGUUCCUGCAGGAGAUUCUGUCCGAGGCCCCUUGCGAGUUGCUGCUGGUUGUGCCCCACGAGACAGACGAAGCUGGAAACUGGCUAAGCACGGUGAGGUGAUCGCCAGUGCCCGAAGAUCCAUCUGGGCCUGUGGUUGAAGUGCUCUGCUCUAUCCCCUCACGCUGGCUGCUGCAUGUUUUACAGAGAAGAAGGGAGUGACGGGCUCCUGUUUACACACUAUCGCUUUGGGAGCAGACCAUGAAAUCUGUCGUCCUCUCUCUGCCAGGAAAAAAAAAGAGGGAUUUCCUGCUCAUUGACUUUGCUUUUUAAAGACUAGAUCUGUCACAAGUCUGUAUGGAAUAAAGGAUGUGGUAUCCAAAUGGCGGAGGGCCUUCUCCUAACAUGACCAAGUGGAGCAUACAAAUCAUUGUGCAGGGUUUUCAUACAGUGACAGAGUUUACUCUUGAAAGAGAUUGUGCGUGGGUAAGUGGCGGGGUUAGUGUAUAAGCAGGGCUUGAUAGUAAUGCACACCCCAUGUUUUGUUCCCAAAUCUGUAUCUGUCAGUAGUGUAAAUGCGCCUGAAACCUGGAGGUUCUGCAGCUGGCCAUUAUGGCAAGCUGUCUUCCCUCUUCUGCAGUAUCUGUGAUAUUUUUGUAAAAGCUAUUUCAGUUCAUGCAUGCCCAGUGGAUUUAUUCAAUUUGUUUUAAGCCUGUGCACCUGUAAUUUUUUUUAAAAAAGGUUGUUCUGAA